Messenger RNA from Fusarium oxysporum Fo47, 2367 nucleotides. Its product is annotated as triglyceride lipase ATG15. The coding region runs from base 91 to 1989 and encodes 632 amino acids. Gene Ontology annotation, biological process: neutral lipid catabolic process; multivesicular body membrane disassembly; piecemeal microautophagy of the nucleus. The transcript has a single exon. Gene Ontology annotation, molecular function: glycerophospholipase activity. NCBI's taxonomy places the organism in Eukaryota, Fungi, Ascomycota, Sordariomycetes, Hypocreales, Nectriaceae. The record is from RefSeq and is a predicted model, not a curated record.
CUAAUAUCAAUACCUUUCUCUACUUUCCAUCAACAUACUCAACAAACUUCAAUCCAAAUCGUAUAUGCGUUUUCCCUUCUGCUCAGUAGGAUGGUCAAUACCGUCAUGACAACAAAUCGCCACUCCCGACUGUCGGGCUUUCGAUGCGCCUCGACUGGCCGCGUAACCGCUGCCCUGUUGCUAUCCUUCCUCGCCUUCUCGCCAUCAUCUGCUCACAAUAACAUCGGCGACCGAUUUCACGACGACGUCCUAUUACCUCCUGGGCCAGCACUUCCAGUAUCGCCAGAAGUUCCUGCACCCGCUGAGCAUACCUUCAGCCUUCGGCACAUCUACCAUCAUGGCACACAUCUCCACCCAGGCCUCCAUCGGAAGCGAGAUGUUUUUCAUGACGAGUCAAGGGUCUACCUAGCUGCAGAAGACGAAUAUGGCGAAUAUGAUGUCUCUCGAUUAAAAGCCAAGAGCCGUUCCCAGACAAUCCAGCGUCUAGUAGACCGAAGGCCAUCUGUCGUCGACCCUAUGGUUGCCGAGUCUCGGCAGAGAGGAUAUGCAGCCGUGCUUGAUGCAUCGGCAUGGACUAUGGAUCAGGUUUCUUCACCCGAUAUCAAAGAUAAGGACACUGUUUUGACUUUGGCUAUUAUGACGGCCAACGCGUAUGUCAAGGAUGAAACAGAAACCGAUUGGGAAGAUGUAGGAGAAAGAUGGAACCGCAGCGCAGAUUUCGGAUGGGAGUCUGAUGGUCUUCGCGGCCAUAUUUUUGUUGACGAUACAAACUCGACUAUUGUCAUCGGAUUAAAAGGCACGUCGAUGGCUGUUUUUGAUGGAGAAGGCACCACAACUAAUGACAAGGUCAACGACAACCUCUUCUUCAGCUGCUGUUGUGCCCAACAAGGUCAGUGGACCUGGCAUCAAGUCUGUGAUUGUGCCACAGGCACGUAUUCAUGCAACAACACUUGUGUUGUCCAGGCUCUAAGGGAAGAGAAUCGCUACUACGGCGCUGCCCGCGAACUAUACUCAAAUGUCACAGAACUCUAUCCUGAUGCGCAAGUCUGGCUUACAGGGCACUCGCUUGGUGGCGCCGUCACCUCGAUGCUGGGUAUGACAUAUGGUCUUCCCGUCGUCACAUUUGAAGCCGUCCCAGAGGCGCUUCCAGCUUCCAGACUAGGUCUGCCCGUUCCUCCUGGUGCUAGUGCCGACUAUCCCCAAAUGCGCGAGAACACAGGCACAUUCCAUUUUGGUCACACCGCAGACCCUGUCUAUAUCGGAACAUGCAAUGGCGCAACAGCUUCUUGCACCUAUGGUGGCUAUGCUAUGGAAAGCGCAUGCCAUGCUGGCUAUGAAUGUGUGUACGACGUUGUCGCCGAUAAGGGAUGGAGGGUCGGAAUUGGUACACAUCGGAUCCGUUCUGUCAUUGACGAUGUCAUCAAGAAGUACGAUGGUGUUCCCGAGUGCAGACGAACUCCUGAAUGUAGGGACUGUGCUCAAUGGAAGAUGUACGAAAGCAAUGGCACCGAAACCACCACAACAUCAUCCUCACCAACCUCGACCUCCAUGACUACCCGUACUCGGACCCGCACAUCAACUUGUGAGACGCCCGGCUGGUGGGGUUGUCUUGACAAGACCACACCCGCCUCGACCACAACCUCGACUACGUCGACUUCUACGUCUACCUGCAAGACUCCUGGCUGGUUUGGGUGCAAGGAUAAGACGACUACUGAGAGCAGCACUACAACGACCGUAGAUGCUACUCCUACGACGACUUGCCAUACUCCUGGAAGGUUCUGGGGCUGCCGCGAUGAAGUUGAGGCCACAACAACAGCUGAACCUGGCCAGGUUACGAACGUGCCUGUUACGGCCGCGCCCACAGGUACAACGGAAGACGUUCCUAGCACGAGUGUGCCAGAAAGUCAGAGAUGUCUCACUCGUAGCUGGUUUGGGUUAUGCAAGGAGUGGGCUGUUGAAGACAUGGAAUUUGCCCCAGAUGAGAUGUAGGAAUCGGCACUGAGAGGUCCAAUUCUAUCAGUAACGUCCAGACCAACUCUCGUAUCUCGUACAUCGAUCACUGGUCGAAGCGACACGCACCUCUGCCUGUUAUAGCGGCUUGGUUUCUGUUUUUCUCUCUCUUGUCCGGGCACUUGGCUGCGAUAUAGAGGGACUCGCUCAGCGGUUAGCCAUGAUAAGUUUAGUAUUUUAGAUACACUCAUGUAAAUCAUGAGGAUGGAGUUUUUGUUUGGUACACUGGAGGACACGGCGUUUGAUUAGGUACGAAUGGCCGGGCUACAGUUUUGAACACAUGCGAUCUACACAUGAGACUCGCACAUUUAGACGAAUGAAAUAUAUUAUAAUAUCAGAAUAAAUUGUAUUAAAUUA